Penicillium robsamsonii is the source of this 348-nucleotide messenger RNA. RefSeq lists its product as uncharacterized. The coding region runs from base 1 to 348 and encodes 115 amino acids. The record is from RefSeq and is a predicted model, not a curated record. NCBI's taxonomy places the organism in Eukaryota, Fungi, Ascomycota, Eurotiomycetes, Eurotiales, Aspergillaceae. The transcript has a single exon.
AUGCCACAAUUUUUACUUCUACUGAAUUCGCUCGCCUCAUUUGCAUCCGUGGCAGGGGCGAUGAUUUCCAUCGCAAAGCCUGAAGCUCUGUCUGGCUCACUUCAGGUCACCAAUGGCGAGCGCUUCUAUCAGCGCAUGUAUGCAGUGCGCGCCGUACCACUGGAAGCACUUGCUGCAAUCCUCCCAUUCUAUCUCGGUGGUCCGGCAGUAGCUUCUGUCGUCGGUGUCUCUGCGUUUGUUCAAGCAGCAGAUGUGAUGAUUGGUGUUAGUAAAAAAGAUGCAGGGAUGAUUCUCGGUGCUUCGUUUGCUACAGCGAUUCAUGUUCUAUGUUUCCUUUCUAUCUCCUAA